CCAGCAGUCCAGGCCCGGACUCUCAUAAACAUCUUUAAAACUGUCCCAAAAUGCCGAUAUUGAGACAGAAUGGAGACUGGACCAUGAACUGGACGGAGGUACCCUUGGUCUGUAAAGAUGUUGCUGCCUCUCUGAUUCAGCUGCUGUGACUGUGGUGUUCUGCUGAAUACUAAAAUAGACUGUGGUCUAACACAACAGCUCUCCUAAGGAAACACACAGACCCAGUCAGACGUUCCAAAGCUCCUCAUCACCACAGCCCUUUUGGGGUUGCUAUGGCAGCUGCUGUCACAGAAACCAAAUGCUGGACACAGGCUUGCCUGAGUGAGGCAGGACAUACCACUAGACAGUACGGCAAGACACAGUCAACAAACAGCACUUAGCAUUAAUUCUAGCACUCAAAGUUAACUAUAUAGCCAUAGAUCAAUACGCUGAUGGUCAACUCUCUGGAGAAUCCUCAUGAGUCUUGUCUGUGUCUGCUCAGGCUCUUGGCCAGAGUCCCUGUGCAGCAGCAGAGCCAGCACUGUUCCUUCUGAUAGACCAUGUUCCACCAACAGGACCAUCUGAAGAGCCAGCUGCAGGAAAGCCACCCAACUAACAGGCAGCUCUUCCACUGCCAGGAGUGUGGGAAGCAGUACAACACCCAGCUGGGAUACAGACGCCACCUGGUGGCAGCACACAGUGCUGCAGCAGGCCUGCCCUGCACAGAAGGGGCCCCAUCCUUGCUAGAGCACUUGGGCGGCCACAUUGAUAGACCUCCACCAUCAGAGGGCAACACUAAUGCUACUCUGCCAGUGAGAGAAAGGAAGUACUCAUGUGAGCGAUGCGACCGCCGUUUUUACACUCGUAAGGAUGUACGCCGCCAUGCUGUGGUGCACACUGGACGACGUGACUUCCUUUGCCCCCGCUGUGCACAGCGCUUUGGUCGCAGAGAUCACCUGACCCGUCACUUAAAGAAGAGUCACGCCCAGGAGACAGGAUUGAUGCCUCCUGGUACACCCAGCACUCCUGUGGCUACACCCACCCCUCCCAACCAGUGCCCAGUGAAGGAGGAGCCUAACCCUGUGACCUCUGACAUGGGCUCUGUUUCCAAAGAGGGCAUGGAGACUUUCUCCAGGGACAUGUACAACUCCUACUCGUUGGCCAAUCCUGUUCCCGGGAUGGGUCAUCCUCACAGCCUCAUGCAGGGCACCUUGUCCUCAAGCAUGGGUGUUGGUCGCCACAUGCCCCCUCCAUCCUCUCACCCACACCACCACCACCUGCAACCACCAGCGGCCCCACAGCAGCAGCCCUACAGCAACAUGUCCAGGUACCAGCACGGAUCUACCUCAUAUCCUCGCGCAGACGUGGACAGUUUCCUGCUGGACUUGCAGAGUGCCCCCCCACCUCACCUCAGUGCAGUCAACUCUUCUACCUCUAUUUCUGCCUCCCCUCAGAGGGAGGUGCUGGGUGAAGGGGUGGGUGCUAGCAGUGACCCCCACCUUCUGUCCAGGAGCCCCGCUGUCUCCUCAACCGAGCUGUCCUGCACCACUAACAUGGACCUCGGGCCCCUACUGGGCUUCUUGCCUUUCAGCCUGCCGGCCUAUAGUCCUCACAUGGGGAUGGGAGGGUUAGUGAUGAGCUAUCCACCAACCACCACCUCCACCCCAUCUCCAUCCUCCUCUUCAACUGGGCUGUCCUCCCAGGCUCCAGGGCCUUUCACCUUCUUCCAGCCCCCCCAGGCACAUGUACCCCAGGGUCCUGGAGCCCACAACCACAGCCAGCUACCUCAGGCAUACAGCAGUCCUGCUAUGAGCACUUCCAGCUCCCUACCUCACUAUUACCAGGCCUUUCAGCAGUAA
This is a messenger RNA of Scomber scombrus (Atlantic mackerel), 1838 nucleotides long. RefSeq names its product zinc finger protein PLAGL2-like. Bases 540 to 1838 code for a protein of 432 amino acids. The record is from RefSeq and is a predicted model, not a curated record. The transcript is spliced from 2 exons. Lineage: Eukaryota; Metazoa; Chordata; Actinopteri; Scombriformes; Scombridae.